Molecule: messenger RNA, 1302 nt
Organism: Benincasa hispida (wax gourd)
Lineage: Eukaryota; Viridiplantae; Streptophyta; Magnoliopsida; Cucurbitales; Cucurbitaceae
Source: RefSeq, a predicted model, not a curated record
CACCUGUCCAUCGAGGCUCAUUGGGCAGCUUAAAACGCGGUCUUUUUUACAAGAUUACGACGCUGCCCGAUCUGCCCGAUACCGGACUGGAAAAUUACGGGCAGUCGGUCUCCAGUAAUCGCACUCGCUUCUCUCACUUCCCUCUCACCUCUCUCACCUCACCCCCUACCCUUCCCUCUCAACCCUCUGAGUGCCGCCGAUAAUUCUAUAUCUUCGUUUCUCUGUGUCUUUUCGAUCUCGAUCGGACGGUCCACAAUGAACGUUGCUUCUCCUGCUUCUUUUCUGUGGUUUUAGAUCCCGAUACGUCCAGAUCUACCAUCUCUCUGCUCUGAUCUGUCUUCUCGGAUAGGCGGUAGAAACUACCAAAUCAACACGGUAGGGGGGGCUGACUGAGAGACACAGAAUUUCCGGGAACAGUCGCCGCGCGAAUGGAGAUAGCAAAUGGUUCAGUAGGUGUCACGCUCGGUGAUGGCUCACUGGCAUGCGCCAGUCAUGGUUUAGCUGCUUUACUGGCUUCGGCUCUGGUCAACACCCAGCGCCUGGCUCAGGAUCCCCUUGGGGCAUUUCUGAUCAAUCCUGGAAUGAAAGGAGAUAGUCCCACCCAGUGCCCAUCAUCCACACCACUUGAUGCUGAAGAAGAUGGCGACGACGACGACGAUGGAGAUGGAGAUGGCGACUUAAGUGAAGGCGAAGGUGAAGAGGAUUUAUCAUCUGAAGAUGGAGAUGACUACACCAACAACCUCAAUGAAAAUAAUAAAAGUAAUUCAAAGAAGAAUCCGGAGGGUGGAGCUGGUGGGGCAGAAGAAAACGGAGAGGAGGAAGAUGAGUUUGAUGGGGAGGAGGAUCAAGAUGAUGAUGGCGAUGACGAUGAUGAUAACGAUGAUGGUGAUGACGACGAUGAGGAUGAUGAUGGUGAUGAGGAUGAUGAUGGUGGAGAGGACGAAGAUGAAGUAGCAGAUGAGGAAGAAGAUGAGGAAGAAGAGGAUGAGGACGAAGACGAGGAAGCACUCCAGCCUCCCAAGAAGAGGAAGAAGUAAAAAUUAGGGAGAUGAAAAAGCGGAUAUAGACACUUUUCAUAUGUAGCUUUGAUCCCCGACUUUUGGGUUUUUUUUUUUUUAAAUUUUAUUUUAGCUUCUUGAGGACGUUUGUUAGGAUGUGUUCCAAAUUAGUAAUUAUGUCUCCGCUGCAUGAUUUUAGAGUACCUUUGAAACUUUUUUUUAGCUGCAGCAGUGAUAAACAGCGAUUAGUUUCAAUGCUUUAGUUAAUUUGAUAAUGGAAGGAGUUCACUUUUCGCUGGCCAAA